This is a messenger RNA of Echinops telfairi (small Madagascar hedgehog), 4464 nucleotides long. It is a transcript of the gene ASB4, whose product is annotated as ankyrin repeat and SOCS box containing 4. Gene Ontology annotation, biological process: intracellular signal transduction. Lineage: Eukaryota; Metazoa; Chordata; Mammalia; Afrosoricida; Tenrecidae. Gene Ontology annotation, molecular function: protein binding. The transcript is spliced from 5 exons. The record is from RefSeq and is a predicted model, not a curated record. The coding region runs from base 54 to 1334 and encodes 426 amino acids.
UCGCUGCUGCUCUCCUGAUAAAUCGCCACAAAGCUUCCCGAGGGAGAGCAGGGAUGGAAGGCACCGGCACCCCGAGAGCUAACUCUGCGGCUGCCAAGUUAGUUAAGAGAAAUUUCUUUGAGGCUUUGAAAUCAAACGACUUCGGAAAAUUGAAGGCUAUUUUAAUCCAAAGGCUAAUUGAUGUGGACACAGUAUUCGAAGUUGAAGAUGAGAAUAUGAUUUUGGCAUCUUACAAACAAGGCUAUUGGUUGCCUAGUUAUAAAUUGAAAUCUUCCUGGGCGACGGGCCUGCAUCUUUCUGUCCUGUAUGGCCACGUGGAAUGCCUUCUGGUGCUUCUGGACCACAACGCUACAAUCAACUGUAGACCCAACGGGAAAACCCCUCUUCACGUGGCUUGUGAAACGGCCAACGUGGAGUGUGUGAAGAUUCUCUGUGAUCACGGAGCAAAGCUGAACGCCUUCUCCCUGAGCGGGCACACUGCUCUGCACUUCUGCACGACUCCGAGCUCCAUUCUCUGCGCCAAGCAAUUGGUUUGGAGAGGGGCGAAUGUGAACAUGAAGACCAACAACCCGGACGAGGAGACCCCGCUGCACACAGCAGCCCACUUCGGCCUCUCGGAGCUCGUGGCCUUCUACUUGGAGCACGGGGCCCUCGUGGACAGUGUCAACGCGCACAUGGAGACGCCGCUGGCCGUCGCAUCCUACUGGUCCCUCCGCUUCAAGGAGCAGGAGUACAGCCGGGAGCACCACAGCAUCUGCCGCCUGCUGCUCCGCUACAAAGCCGAGGUCAACGCCCGCGACGACGACUUCAAAUCGCCCCUCCACAAGGCCGCCUGGAACUGUGACCACGUGCUCAUGCACAUGAUGCUGGAGGCCGGCGCAGAAGCGAAUCUCAUGGAUAUCAACGGCUGCGCCGCCAUCCAGUACGUGCUGAAGGUCACUUCCGUGCGCCCCUCCGCGCGGCCUGAGAUCUGCUACCAGCUGCUGCUGAACCACGGGGCUGCGCGCAUCUACCCGCCGCAGUUCCACAAGGUGAUAGAAGCUUGCUAUUCUUGUCCCAAAGCAAUCGAGGUUGUCGUCAAUGCCUAUGAGCACAUCAAGUGGGACGUAAAGUGGAAGAGAGCGAUCCCUGAUGAUGAAUUGGAGAAAUACUGGGAUUUCUACCACUCUCUCUUCAUGGUCUGCAGUAACUCUCCGAGGACUCUCAUGCACUUGUCCAGAUGUGCCAUUCGGAGAACAUUGCACAACAGGUGCCACAAAGUAAUUCCUUUGCUUACCCUUCCUUUGUCCUUGAAAAAGUACCUGCUUCUAGAGCCUGAGGGGAUCGUUUAUUAAGCCUUAUGAGACAGAAACUCCCACGCCUAGAUAUUUAAGUGGACUUGCUGGGUAGACACAUUUUGCAUAAAUAAAAUGGCACUUAGUUUGAUUAUAACACUUCAGGGAUUUCAAAACACUUUACAAACACCAUGUCAUUAAUCCUGGGGCAUCACAGCAAGGGGGGAAUUGCAAGAAGUAAAGUUAAAGAAUUUUCAAAGACAAGAAAGUAGCUAGAAAGUUUGACUGUACCAGGAACGGCUAGUAUGUGCAGCGUUCUCUAUUAGAUGCCUGAUGCAUUGUAUAACCUUUUCAUCUAUUACUUUCUUUGAAGUGGGACCCAGGUUUUCUUACAACCAAUCUCAUUCUCUACCUUAUCGGUAAUAAGUUUACAUUACAGCUCAGUUUGCAAAAUAACAGGCUUUGCGAUCAGUGGCGUCCCUAGGGUUGGUGUCCACUCAUGAUGUCACCCCUCUGUCCCCCAUGGACCUCCUCCGAUAGCACACCAUUCAGAAUGAGAACUACUUAUGACCAAUCGUCAUCUUGGAACCAUAGGUGACAAGUUUAGUUGUAAAUUGUCUUAAUGUGAUGUUGCUUAGAUUCUUUGACUCCAGAGAACAAAAUUAUUUUGUAAAAUCUUUCUACUCUAAAUUUCAAUAUUAUUAGUUAGAGCAUUAUUGGUAACAAAGGGAAAGCCUAUUUUUAUUUUCCUCCUUUUUCCUUUAAUUACUUUCUAAAAAAGUUACUGAUGUAGGCUCAAAAAUACCGGUCCUCACACUAUCAUACCUGGAACACCGAAACAUUUGGCAAAAUCGGCAACUGCCAACUCGCAGGCGUCAAUGCACACAGCAGCAUGCUGUCUGUGGCAAGAAGCAAAGCCACUUUCUUUGGGCAAUAAUUACACCAUUGACCAGAGGGUCAAAGGCAAAUUAGCUCAACGUUAUAGCUUUGUAGGUCUAUUGCUGCUUGUAAGCUGGGCUUACAAAAAAUGUCUUCAUUACUAACUACAAGGGCAUUUUAAUAACAUUAAUACAUUUCUGCUGAAGUACUGUACAGGAAUUUUCUAGAGAGCCGUGUCGGUGUCACCUCUGACGGUAUCUUCUGACGCAGUCCGCACCCCAGCCCUACCCAGCGCAUGCGCCCUCCUUAGUGACGCCACUGUUCGCCUCUUAAACACCUCUUAAAUUCCCUGUCUUCUCUACUUAGCGCUAAGUUGGCUCAUUAUUUGAACAGCUCCUCCCUACUCCCCCAGCCACACAGCUAACAUAUUCGAGUGAGGAAGGAGUCACAAGAAGGAGAUCUUUAAGUUAACUUUGACAUGAUAAACACUAGGCCACUGGAGGCCAAGAAUGGGUGUUUCAGCCCACACACGUUGAGCCAUAGGCCAGAGAUGCAUGGAGUUUGUUGUGGCUCCUGGCCUCCCUGCCAAACCCCCCAACUCGCAGAGACCCCAAACGAACCUAGGAGCAGGCCAGCGCGCUGCUCAAGGCCAGGGCCGAGAGGCCAGGCGCAGACUUACUCUUUGCGCUUGGUUUUCAACGUUGUGUCUCCGAGAUGGAGUGUGACUGUUCUGUUCAACAGCAAAUGAAAGGGACACGAUUUGUUUCCAGCAGUGGGGUCUACUGCUGCUUUUAAAGUACCUGUGUUGACGGUCAGCUUCUCCCCAAGUUUGGCGGUGGUUCUAUGUUAGUCUCUGGUGCUUAGUGUCUCUCGCUCUGAGGAGCCCUGGUGGCUUCCCAGUUGGGCUCUGCUGCCAACCGAAAGGUUGUCCUUGGAACGCUCACAGAGGUUGACGGGAAAAGCGCUGGUAAUCUGCAGCCACGUCAAAGCGCCCAAAGCCACACGAGCUCUGGUGGUGGAGUGGUGGUGCUGCUGUCCACCAGGGCCGCAGUUUGAAGCCACCCGCAGCGCUGUGGGAGGAGAGGAGGCUUUCUACUCCAGGACAGUGUCAGUCUUGGGAACCCCCGGGGCAGAUCUAGUCUGUCCUGUGGGGUCACUAGGAGUGGGCACCACUGGACGCCAGUGAGGUUUUCAUUCCAUUGCGGGGGUCCUUUGAGUGGGAAUCGGCUCCACAGCACGCACACCAGCAGCAGGUCUUCAGGACCCCACUGAGGUGGCCAGCGAGUGUCGGAAAACGUGAGACGGAGAGUUCUGAAGGCUAACCCUUAAGUCGAUGACGUUGGGCUUUUUCCGUCACGGGCUGCCAUCUUUCAGAGAACAUUAUUUAGAGACGAGGAGCAGUUGCCUAGCAUAGUUUGGCUAUAGAGAUAAAACAGGAACACUGAAAAUGGUAAAAAAUAGGAAAAAAAGGAGAAACUGGGAAAGAUAAGUGUGCUCGUCAGGCUUGGUCAUUUGUGGAGAGAGCAAUGUAGAUGAUCAGCACCCAGACCUCUUGGUUUAUGAGGACAACCUUACUCUACCCUUUUGUUCUUGCUAAUCUGGUCUAGACAGGCUCACCCCGUGGGCAUUGCCUUCACAGGGAAAGGUAGAAGCAGUGAACUCAAGACAAAUCCACUUGCCAGGUGUGAGCAGGUUUCUUGGGUGUGUGUUUCCAUCUUCUUUGAAUUUGGAUGCCUGCAUUUUGAAUGGAGAAGAUGCCACACAUUCUUCUAGGUAUCAAUCAAAUGGUGUUCCUAAGUGAGGUCGCUUACCCGGGUAGCUUUGAGGCACAAUCAGAGAGACACAAUAAUAUUUCUGGAGUACACAUAAGUCUUACUGAAAACAUUCUGGAGGAAAUGUUUUGUAUUGCAACGAGAUCUAUAUCAUACAGUCAAAUGCUGUAUUUGUUAAGAAUUUUUAUAAAACAUACACAAGUUUGUUAGCAGCAGCAGCAUUAGCACAGGUACUAUACCACUGGAAGGUGCAAAUUGCCCUACACAGUUUCUUCAGAAAAUUUAAGAUCCAUGGACUUGGCACAGUGAAAUUGAUGUUGAGGACACAGGAAGAGGAUGUUCUUUGCAUGGGGAAAUGAAACUGUUGUUCAGUUGGCUUGUUUCUGCUUAAAUAUUUUGUGUUAAUGUAGUCACUACCUUUUAGUGUGUGAUCUGUAGUUGUUCGUUUUCAAUUGUUCAUUCGUGAAUGUAACAUUGUUUCCCCUCAUCUUUGGACUUCUAUCUAGAGUGCUUAAAUAAACUUCUUCUGUUUCCUUUCA